Messenger RNA from Cavia porcellus (domestic guinea pig), 5333 nucleotides. RefSeq names its product RAB6B, member RAS oncogene family (gene Rab6b). The transcript has 8 exons. Gene Ontology annotation, biological process: vesicle-mediated transport. Gene Ontology annotation, molecular function: GTP binding; GTPase activity. The coding region runs from base 367 to 993 and encodes 208 amino acids. NCBI's taxonomy places the organism in Eukaryota, Metazoa, Chordata, Mammalia, Rodentia, Caviidae. The record is from RefSeq and is a predicted model, not a curated record.
GCCGAGCGGCGCGGUCGGGAGAGCGCUCCUCCGCCGCGCGCGGUCCCUGCGCCCGCUCCGCCCGCUUCGCCCGCGCCUCGCUGCCCGCGCCGCGUCUCGGGCGUCCAGCGCGCGCCCCUCGCUCCGCAGCCAGCGCCGCCCUCGGGAACCUCCGCCGCGCCUUCCUCCUCCUCCUCCUCAGCCGCCGCCGCCACCGCCGGACACGCAGCCGCAGGCCGGGGCCGGGACGCAGCUGGGGAGUCAGGGACGCGCGCAGCCUGCCCUUCCCCCUCCGGCUCCCGCACCGCCGGCCGCCUCCCCUCACCCUCCUCUUCUCCCCUCCCUGCUCCUUUGCUUCCUCCUCUCCCGGCCCCGGCUGCCAGCACCAUGUCCGCAGGGGGAGAUUUUGGGAACCCACUGAGAAAAUUCAAGUUGGUGUUCUUGGGGGAGCAGAGCGUUGGAAAGACGUCUCUGAUCACGAGGUUCAUGUACGAUAGCUUCGACAACACAUACCAGGCAACCAUUGGGAUUGACUUCUUGUCAAAAACCAUGUACUUGGAGGACCGUACGGUUCGUCUGCAGCUGUGGGACACUGCUGGCCAGGAAAGGUUCCGCAGCCUGAUCCCCAGCUAUAUCCGGGACUCCACGGUAGCUGUGGUGGUGUACGACAUCACAAAUCUCAAUUCCUUCCAGCAGACCUCCAAGUGGAUUGACGAUGUCAGGACAGAGCGGGGCAGUGACGUCAUCAUCAUGCUGGUGGGCAACAAGACGGACCUGGCAGACAAGAGGCAGAUAACCAUCGAGGAAGGGGAGCAGCGUGCCAAAGAACUGAGCGUCAUGUUCAUUGAGACCAGCGCAAAGACCGGUUACAACGUGAAGCAGCUCUUCAGACGUGUGGCAUCCGCUCUGCCCGGCAUGGAGAAUGUCCAGGAGAAAAGCAAAGAAGGGAUGAUUGACAUCAAGCUGGACAAACCCCAGGAGCCCCCAGCCAGCGAGGGCGGCUGCUCCUGCUAAUGCAGAGCCCGACCCAAGGCUUCCUACACACUACUCGCUUGUUGUGUUGCUUCCUAUUGGUUAGCUUCCUAAUGGGGGUGGGAGACAAGUUUUACCAAGAUGGGAGGAUUUUUCUUUUCUCUCUGUCUCUAGGAGUAGGGUGGGGUAGGGAGGGAGGCUGGGCAUCAGGGUUCACAUCACUCUUAACAGCUGUUACUUAAACAACUAUUUUUUGGUUUGGUUGUAAUAUAUUGUACUUUAUUAAGAUUGCCAAAAACUGUUAAAAUUUAAAAAAAAAAUUUAAAUCAUGUGUAUACAACUUUUUGCCAGAUAAAAAUUAGUCAUUUUUAUUUGAAAGAUGUGCUUUUUGUUUUUGUAUAUUUGUAAACUUACAGAGAACCUUUUCCACACACCCCCUCCUUCCUGUUCUCUUUGAACUGUUAAUCACCUUUGCCUUCCUCCCAUCCUAACCCAGUAAAUUAAAGCAAUUAACUGAGCAACAUAAUUAGGCUCCUGGCCAGGUCAUCUGGCCCAGACCAACCAGGCCCCACCAUCCAGGCCCAUGAAUGAUUAAAUCAAACAUUGGUUGAACAGCUUCCGGAGAGGUAGAACUGCUCAGGCCUUCCAUGGGCAGUGAUGGACAUUGGCAUUAGCAGGACCCUGAGCUGAAACAAAGGCCUGUGGACUGUAGGAUGCCCACAGCAGGGUCCUGGGGGACUGCUUCUGCCUCUCGUUUCCCCCUCUAAAAGCCAUGAAGGGAGUGGAAGGCAUUGGCACCCUACAUUCUUGUUAUCUGCCCAAUGACCAGCAGAGCAAGGGGUCAUAGGAAGGACGGGGUGUUGUUGGCAACUGCAGGCUGUGGUGAUGUGUGGCUUACAGACUGGGCACCCCAUGUAAUUCCAAGAUGUUCUAACCAGCCUGCCCAAUGGUCAGCACACACAGCUGGUUUGACUCUCAGAAAUUCAGUGUGUGACACUAGGCAGCAUGUCACCCUGAAGUCCUCCGCCUGGCAUGUCAGGGAUGCUGGAGCCUGUACCACAUGCUAUUGGCCCCUCUGUGGCUGGGGAAGGGAGGAUUGCCUGCAGAGCCACCACCUGAAAAGACACAAGUUCUCAGAUCUUCGGUUGCUAAUACUGUUGAGUAGUGUCCUCGCACAUCUGAUUUCUCGCUAUGUUUCCAGGCAUUGGCAUGGUACAGUUGAAAUCGUUGUGCGUGUAUCUUUGUGGAUAUUGUGGCUGCACUGUGGGCACCCAGAAGUGGAGCUAAAGUGGGGUUUCCAGAAGGCUGCAGAGAGUACUGGCUGGAGCCCCCAGAGAGCCAUCCUUGCCCAAUUGACUCCUUCCUGAGAAUGGCUUAAUCCUGAAACCUGUCCAAUCCCUGAAGAGAAGUUCUCUUCUGUAUAACAUAACUCAGCCAACAUUCCAAAUUGACCCAGACUCUGUACCCAUAGUCCUGUACAAAGUCUGCCAGGGGGCUGGGGCUGACCAAAAUUGUAAUCUGCUCCCGCCCAACUGGCCUUGGUUCUUCAUUCAGGUUGCCAGAGGCAUGUCAUAAAUGGGCUGCAGUAGCUUCUGAGUUGUGGCAGGAUGAAUUCCUCCACAAGGCAGAACUCCCAACAAGAUUAUGGUUAGAGCGGAUUUUGAAACUUAUCAGAAAAUGCCAUGGCAGCCCACAAGUGGCAGAACUAAAGUUUGUGCAGUAGGCUUGCACAUGCCUUCAGCCUGGGAGACUGUGUGUCAGAGCUGAUCUCUAGAGAGGAAUUUGUCUUCAGGUGAAGAGAGGAAGCAAGAGACCACCUGGCACCUCCGGAAGGCAAGGACCAAUGUACAAGCGUAAUUUAAAUGUCAUGUGUUUAGUUUUUAUAUGUGUGUACAUAAUUAUAUAUAGAGAUAGACUUGUGUAUACACCUUCCACAAACACAUCAUCACACAGAGAUACAUGUGCUCAAUGUAUAUUCUUGUCUUUCCUGCUCUCAAGUUGGAACUUGCAUUGUGAAAACAGUUUUGGAAAUUCAAAAGUACUGCAAUGUGUUGAAACAAGAAAUACUCAAUAUUGUCAAAUAACUUGUGAUUGUCUUGCCAUCAAUAAAGUAAUGCAUAGAUGUGUUAAACUACAGGCAAAAAUAGCCCGCAGGAGUAUUUCCACCACCUCUCUAUGUACUUACAUUCAUGGGUGUGCGUGCCUGUGGGCCAGUGUCCCCCACUGCGAGCACACCCCCAGUGGUGCUUGUUGGAAGAGUGCUUACUUACCUCGUGAGAAUUUAUUCGAGUCCACGUUAAGUGUCUGGCCUGGUUGGCUGUGAAGGCCAUCAGUUACCACCUCUGGGACAGCCCCGUGGACAGGGAGCUGCACUGUGUCUUAGUGAAUGAAUGUAUGGUAGAUUUUAAUUUUCUUAGCCUGGAGAGUAGCUCUUCUUAAAACAUCCUGUAAAACAAACUAGAAACUCAGUUCCCUUCCCAUGUAUACACAGUCCAAGGCACCAUGAUGUGUCUUCCCACUGUGCCCUAGAGGAGCAGUACGGGAUGCUAGAUGUUGGGUGGCUUGAUGUGGCCUUAGUGAGUCCUGCUCUUCCCAGCCUGUACAGCAUCUUCCCUUGAGAACAGGCUCUCCCAAGCCCGGUACCCUCGGCAGGCGAGAGUACUGCCUGCUCUCUUCCUACCCAGAGCCCUGCUGUUCCCUGGCCUUCCUCCCCUUGGUCCUUCCCUUCCUGGGUCUCUUUAAGGCAACCAAACAGACCUCUUUGACAGAAGUGUGUUGGCUCCUUGCAGGCACCAUCGCUGCCUGCUUGCUUGUGUGUAAGGCCUUGACUUAAGUUUUAAUAAUAAAAUGGUCAGCUCCUCUUGGAGAUGGCAUGAAAGUGCCUCCACAUCCUUGGCAGGAAUCUCGCUUCUGCCGAGUCCAUGUGAGUUAGUAGGCAACAGAGUGGAGGAUUUGUUUCAGGACAUGAUCUCAUUUAGUCAUCCGGCCCCUCUCCUCAAAGACUAGCUCUGACCUGGCAAAUAAGCAGAAUCCUCUUCUGGCCCUCUUUUCCUUUGAGUCCCAAAUGCUGUCAGUAAAGCUCCUGUUCAUGUUAGAACUGGUGGAGGUUGGCAAGGGAGUUAGCACACAUGCCAAGGCACACAUGACAUCAGCACCCAGUGUGCUUAGCUGUGUGGUCCAAGAUCAGCCUGCCUGGUGGCAGAGGCAACGGUUUUCUCUUGGCCACAGGCUCAGUGCUAUCACUGUUGCCAUCCUCUUCCUGUCACCAUCCUAACCACUCUGCAGUGCUCCCAAGGGAAGCAGUGGGCAGAUAAGUUCAAGUGUGUGGGGCAACAGAAAUGAGGACUAAAAGGUGCAAGCAGGAGGUGCAGCCCCAUCUGGGGUGCAGUGACUGUCACCAGUGGCUAGCAGUACCAGUUGUGACAAUAAAGGGUUGGCACUGGUAGCACAAGGUGGGUAGGCAAGGGAGGGUUUUAGGACAGACCAGGCGGCCAGAGCCUGUGCCAGAAGUCAGAGCAGUGUGAGGUGCACCCAGACAAGCAUGUGCAGGUGUGCGGCAGCCACUCCAGGCUGUGUGCUCACUGGUUUCCAAACUACCUCCCCAGAGAAUGUGAGGCACUGACCCUUUCCCUAGCAGUGAGAUGGAGGUCGCAUACCCUUCCCGCCUCACAGGUGAGAAGCAAGCCAGUGACUUGCUUAUACUUACCCCUUACCAGGCAAGUCAGGAGUGGGCAGCAGCAGUGGGGUGGCAUCCUUUGUCCAUUGCUGACCUGUGCCCAGAUGAAACUGCGUACUGAUGUAGAAAGGACUGGUGUGUGUGUGUGUCCCACAGGCCAUCUCUCCUCCGUGGUCAGGACAGCUUCUUUCUAGCAUGUUUUGAGUGAGCUAGGAGACAAUACAGGUGCACUUUGGGCUCCUCUAUUGCGAAGAGAGCAAGUCCUCAAGCCUACUUUGGUUGUCUUAGGCGCCCAUACCGAUUAGGACUCUUAAUUUGUUUGAAAUCAGCUUUGUAAGUAUUCCAAAAUUUAGGGACCUCAGUGUCCAAACAGCCUGGGCUUCAAACCUGUUUGGUUGACAUGCCCAGGAUGGUGUAUGUUAUUGGAAACACCUUGCAGUAGGAAUUUGGAUGUCCCCUCAAGGAAAGAGGUAGCCUCCUCCACUGAAGGCCAGCCCGCAUCUCAUAAUGUGUCCACUUCCCUCCACUUUCCCCUGACCCAUCCCUUUAAAGUGAGUGGCUGUGAGGAGCACAGAGGGUGGCGUUUCCAUCUCUUACGGGCUCAGAAGACAUAUUGGCCAUACUGACUUUACAUUAAACUGUGUAAAAUGUGGAAAAGACUCAGCAUGUUGGUCAAACAAUAAACUGUCCUAAUUCUCAACACAAA